Carica papaya (papaya) is the source of this 614-nucleotide messenger RNA. RefSeq names its product DUF3511 domain protein (DUF3511). The record is from RefSeq and is a predicted model, not a curated record. NCBI's taxonomy places the organism in Eukaryota, Viridiplantae, Streptophyta, Magnoliopsida, Brassicales, Caricaceae.
AAUUAUUGAAAAGGAAAAAAAAAAAGAGAGAGAAGAAGAAAGCAACAAAGUUGUCUAGUUUUGCAGCGUUUUCAGUCUGUAUUAGAAAGAAAAAUGGAAGAUUUCAGAUCCAAAUCAUGUGGUGAUGGAAGAAUGCAGAUAGAGAGAUCGUACGGUGGGAUGAACAGUAUGCAAGAUCUGAGGUGCUACAGUGCCUCCUAUACAUAUUCAGUUCACCCCACUGAAACCCAGGCGCGCCCUAGCAACAACAACGAUGUUAAGCUGAAGAAAGGCAAGUCCGCUAAUGGGUGUUCUUCGUCAAGGAGCUGGAGCUUCACUGAUCCGGAGUUGCAGAGGAAGAAAAGGGUAGCUUCUUAUAAGGCUUAUACCCUUGAAGGAAAGGUCAAAGGGUCUUUAAAGAAGAGUUUUAGGUGGCUUAAAGGAAGGUGCACUAAAUUAAUCUAUGGCUAUUAAUCAUUUCUUUUUUUUUUUCUUUUCUGUUCAAAUUAAGAAAUGAAUUUUAGAAAGGGAUUGUCGGAUCUCAUAAAUGGGCUGUGUAAAUUAGAAGACUCUUUACUAUCACAAUCUUAUGUUAAAUCAGCUGUAAUUUAUUUGACCGGAGCUUGUUUGCUGAA